AUGAAAACCUCGCUGCUGCUAGCGUUGGCAUAUGCGGCCACCACGUCGGCUCUUGCAUUCCCUCAACCUGAUCACCAAGACAAAAGAGAAUCAUGCCCUUUCAGAUCGGUAUCAAAUUGGCGCAAUGGCCCCCUCGCAGAAAUUGUUCGCCUCGUUGAAACAUGCUCUGAAGGAAAAUCUUUCUGUCGCGAACUCAUUGAUGAGACCUGCGAGGUUGUCACCGAAACCAAGACAGUCACUCCUAAGCCGAAUACUGUCACAGUCACACAUACCAUCACGGAUCAUCCCCAAAAAGUGACUAAAACGACGGAAAAGCACCUCACGUCGACAAUUGUGAAGCCACAAACUAGCACCACCACCUUCUACGCAACUAAGACAUUGACUGAUACUGUUCCUUUGACCAUUACACAUGACUCUACUCUGACCACCACUGAUGUUUCUACCGUCUUUUUGACGGAGUCGGAUUAUGAAACCGUCACAGCACUAGUGACGAGCACUAUCACUAAUACAGUCACGGAAGAUGUUACCGAUUAUGCUGCUGCCACAAUCACCGAGUCUUUCACAGACACUACCACCGAAACCUUUUUUAACACCAUCACUGACUGGUCAACGGUUUAUGCGACGGCAUUCAUCACCGCUCCUGCAACUGCCUAUAUCACCCAGCUUCAUACGGAAAUUGGAAUCGCCUCCACCACCAAUUAUCAUACCGAGACUGUGACUCUUUCCUUUACCGAGACCGCCUCUGCGACGGCAACUGAGACCAUAUCCUCCACUACCACAUAUGAGGUGGAUGUAACCUCGACCAAUACACAGACUGAGACCGAUGUUCAGACCGACUUUGAAACCUCCACCAGUACCAUCCCUGCUACUGUGACUGAUUACGCAACUACAACAUUCACUACGGUCCAGACGGAUGGCGUAACGCAAACUACCAGCACUGUGGUGACUGUCGCCGCUGCUGCCAAGCGAGAUGUGAUCUUAGUAACUCCUUCUGCGCUAAGGGGAGUUCAUUCAAGCCGACUGUCUUCAGCUUGCUCCAUCUUGAUCUACGAAGAAUGGAUCUCCACAGACUACAUUACCAAGACAAUUACCACACCUACAGUCACUAAAACUCUGACCACUCAUACUGUGGCACCUGUGCAAACUGUCUAUGUCACAAGGUUUAUCACCGAAUUCGUGACCAAAAUUGUACCCGUCGUGACUACUACGGUCAAAACGAACACUGUCACAACUGCUGUCAUACCAACAGUCACCAUUAGAGCUACUUCAACCAUCACCGCUUCUUCGGCCACUACGACAACCGAUAUUUCCACAGUGACGGUGACAGUAGAAAGCUCUACCGUGGAAACGUAUAUCGUCACCGCCACAGUGAUUGACGAUGUUACAACUUCAACUACCCUAGACUUGACGGCCCUUGCAACUGCUUCUGUAACUGAAGAAGUCACUACCGACGUGACUAUGACCGCCACAACUGAUCUCACCACAACUCAAACAAAUACUGAGACUGUUGAUAUUACGACCAGUCAGACAACCACCCAAACUUCCGAUGCUACUGCUAUCGAGACAACUUCUGUAACAGCUACGGAGACUUCUACAGCCACUGUCGAUGUGACUGAGGUAGCCACAAUUACCUCAACAUCUUCGUUCACCGUCACAACCACAGUGCCAAUCACAGUCCAAACCACCAUUGCCAACACCAUCGACGUAACCAGCACCACGUCUACCACAUCCACUAUCGACUUAACUAUCACCCAGACAGUCUCAACCACCGCAACCACGACAAUAACUUCGACAGUGACUAGCUCCCCAACCUGCGGAGUAAACGUCGUCUCAGACUACGAUUUCGCCUCCGGCACCAUCGCUCCAUGGGUAUACUCUUAUACUGGGCACGGACUCAUGGCCUGGGGAGCUGGCGACGGAACGACCUACUCAAUUGAACUCUAUUCAACGGGCUCUGGCGCCAGUACAGCUGCCAUCGCACAGACAAUAUCCACCGUUUCCGGAGAAACAUACACCUACACAAUGAACUACAAAGCAACCAGUGGAAACACCGCCUCCUAUUUGAGGUGCUAUUUCGACAACAACUAUGCAACAUACUACCAGUUCAGUCUCGGGUCAGUUGCCAGUACCAUUUGGCGUAGCUACGAGGGCAGCUUCUUAGCGUCAUCCUCGAGUACGACGGUGACGUGCGAGCUGAUCACCUCGGUUAUUGCGAGUGUAUAUCUAGAUAAUAUCUCUGUUGUUCUGCCAUGCUGA
Molecule: messenger RNA, 2256 nt
Organism: Penicillium verhagenii
Lineage: Eukaryota; Fungi; Ascomycota; Eurotiomycetes; Eurotiales; Aspergillaceae
Exons: 2
Coding region: 1-2256 (751 amino acids)
Source: RefSeq, a predicted model, not a curated record